AUGUCUUCCCUCCCCGACGUCCCUGCGCCCUUCUCGCCUCUCGUAAAGCUCAAUCUCCCGUCGCCGGAGGAGUACAGGAAGCGCAAGGUCGCGCUCAUUUCAGGCAUCACGGGGCAGGAUGGCUCGUAUUUGACCGAGCUACUCCUUUCGAAAGGCUACGAGGUGCAUGGCAUCAUCCGCCGAUCGUCCAGCUUCAACACAAGCCGUCUGCACCACCUGUACGAGGAUCAACACGAGCGGCCAAAUAGAUUCAAAAUGCAUUACGGCGAUCUCAGCGACAGUACGAACCUCGUGUACAUCAUCGCGCAGGUGCAGCCGACGGAGGUGUACAACCUUGGUGCGCAGUCGCACGUCAAGGUGUCGUUCGAGAUGGCGGAGUACACGGGCAACGUGGACGGUCUGGGCACGCUGCGGCUGUUGGACGCGAUCCGGACGUGCGGGCUGACGAACUACGUGCGCUUCUACCAGGCGUCGACGUCCGAGCUGUACGGCAAGGUCGUCGAGACGCCGCAGAGCGAGACGACGCCGUUCUACCCUCGCUCGCCGUACGGCGUCGCGAAGCUGUACGGGUACUGGAUCGUCAUCAAUUAUCGCGAGGCGUACGGCAUGUACGCGUGCAACGGGAUCCUGUUCAACCACGAGAGCCCCCGCCGCGGCCGCACGUUCGUUACGCGCAAGAUCUCGCGCGCUGCGGCGGACAUCUCGCUUGGAAAGCAGUCAUGCCUGUAUCUCGGAAACCUCGAUGCACAGCGUGACUGGGGUCAUGCUCGUGACUACGUCGAGGGCAUGUGGCGUAUGUUGCAGCAACCCCAAGCAGACGAUUUCGUCCUCGCGACGGGUGAGACGCACCCCGUCCGCGAGUUCGUGGAGAAGUCCUUCGCCAUACUCGGAAUGCAGAUCCAAUGGCGCGGCUCUGGCACUUCCGAGGAGGGCAUAGACGCCAAGUCCGGCAAGGUCGUCGUAAAGGUGGAUCCUGGGUAUUUCCGUCCCGCCGAAGUCGAUCUCUUGCUGGGUAACCCCGCCAAGGCCGAGCGCCUCCUUGGCUGGAAGCGUAAGGUGGACUUCAACUCACUGGUCAAAGAAAUGGUCGAGGCCGACCUCACGGCGGCCAAGUCGCUCAUAGAAGACCAGAACUAG
Molecule: messenger RNA, 1137 nt
Organism: Sparassis crispa
Lineage: Eukaryota; Fungi; Basidiomycota; Agaricomycetes; Polyporales; Sparassidaceae
Product: GDP-mannose 4,6-dehydratase
Exons: 7
Coding region: 1-1137 (378 amino acids)
Biological process (GO): GDP-mannose metabolic process
Molecular function (GO): GDP-mannose 4,6-dehydratase activity
Source: RefSeq, a predicted model, not a curated record